AACUAGAGUUACUCUGUGAUGCUGAGACAGACUUUGUGUCCAGAAGACCAAGAUGCGGCCCAUAGAACUGUAUUAUCAUUAAGUGGUGCUAACAAUUGUUCUUGUUUUUGCAUUGAUGAAUGUGAUUUAUUUUAUUUCAUAUUGGUUCAGACUGAGGAAUUGUAUUCAAACCAUGGCAUCGUCAUCACGAAGGGAGCACUGGAUUACACAAUUUUUCAGCCUGUGUUUGCUGAUAGGUAAAGGCUCCUCGGAGUUUUGCACCGCAAGGAUUACAGAAGAGGCUUUGAUCAAAGGAAGGUUGAUGGUUAUUCAUCUCGAUAAUAGAAGCUACACAAUCGCUAGAUUUCUCGGCAUUCCAUUUGCACAACCUCCCAUCAGUCAGAGGCGAUUCGCCAAACCGGAAUUCUUAGAUGUGCAAAACGGAACAAAGGAAGCUCUUGAACAUAAAAAUGCAUGCUACCAGCACAAAGAGAGAAACAGUCUAAAAAUGUCAGAGGAUUGUCUUUACCUCGACAUCUAUAUUCCUGUACAUUUGCCUCCUACAACAACAACAACAACAACAACAACAAAAGCAACUAGCGCAACAUCUAUGUCAACAAGUAACACAACUUCAAAAAAUAGUUCACCUGGAAAUUCCACGGAAGUGAACUUAAAAGAGCAGGAAGCGUCACGGGAUCUUGCAUCAAUUCUUCCAGCAAACAAAUCGGCCGUGCUCGUUUACAUUCACGGUGGAGCUUAUGUCGAAGGCAGUGGAGCAUUUUACGACGGAUCCAUUCUCGCAAGCCUCGGUGGCAUCAUUGUCGUGAUCAUCAACUAUCGUUUGGGUCCGUUCGGCUUUCUUAGCACCGACGACAACGUUAUACCUGGCAACCUCGGACUGUGGGAUCAGCAAGCAGCCAUAGAGUGGAUCAGCCGGUACAUUAGCAGCUUCGGUGGUGAUCCUUCCCGGAUAACCGUUGGCGGACAGUCCGCUGGAAGCUAUAGCGCCCUCCUGCAGGCUAUGCACAAACCAAACGACGGCCUCUUUAAGCGUGUGAUCGCACAGAGCGGAACACCUAUGUCAAGAGGCAGCCUCAGCAGGGUCGGCUACAACAUUACCCUGAGCCUGGCAAACUCCUUAGGAUGUGAGAUCAAGGAGGAUAAAAAAAGAAGCUUAGAGAUAAAGGCAUGCCUCAUGAAACUCAACUCCUCUGCUAUAAUUACUGCAACGCCCCCUUACUUAACAGCAUUAUCUUUGCCCCUGGAGCCCUCGCUGGACAAUGACUUCAUCACAAAUGAUCCUCGUGAAAUGCUUCAGAACAGCAGCACCCAGCCCCACUUUGCUCACAAAGAUCUGUUAAUGGGUACCAUAUCCGAAGAUGGAGAAGUCGCUUUUCGACUGUGGGCUUUGAUGCAGCCGAAUCCCAUCUCAAUUUUGGAAAACCCUUUUAAUAUGUCUGAAUUUGAGCGUGGUACGUUUGAAUGUCUGACAGAUAACCUGAAAGAUGAUGCACGACUCUACGAGGCUGCUGUCGCUACUGUGUUGGAUCGAUACAUUGACUGGGAAAAUCCGGAGAGCCCGACGUCCCUCGGUAACCAGUACGUUUCUUUGUUGACUGAUUAUAUUUUUCUGCUUCCUACCGUCGAUACGGUCGUGGCGCAUUCCAAGCGAUGGCUUGACAACGGAAGUACAGUCGAGCCCUCCCUUCAAGGCAACACGUACUUAUAUAGAUUCAGCCUGCCGACUACUACACGAACAUUUCCAAAAAGCUGGAUGCCCUGGUUCAGAGGUACUGCGCAUGCCUCUGACAUUCAAUUCGUGUUUGGCUCUAUCCUAAAAGAAAACGUCACCGAAGAGAGCAAGAAACUCUCUAAGUUCAUGAUAAAACGUUGGUCGAACUUUAUUAAAACAGGCAAUCCUAACUUGGACGAUGUUACCAAGACUUUUGCUAAUCAAGGACUUCAUGAUCAAUGGUUGCCCUUCCACGAAUCUGACCAGCGCUAUAUGGACAUCUCCUACACACCAGUACUAAAGAAGGUUCAAAUUUCAGGUGUUAGACAUUUCUGGAACGAGCUCAUUCCUUUACUGAAACAGCAAACGCGCGCUGUUCGCCAGGCGGUCGAGGCGCCAAAAGGCUGCGAGGACGUCACCACGCCCAAAGGCAACAGUUCUUCUCGCAACCUAGCGCACGGGCCGAUGUGUUUGAUUGUUGUUCUAUUCAUCUCCGCUAUCUUGACGGGGAAGCGAGAGAUUUAAGUCAUCGGCACUCGCGUUGGUUUUUAAAUAACACCUUUACUAAAGAUACACACAAGAGAUACAGUUAUCAAGGGAGACUAGCAUGGCUCAGAGUUUUGACCAGAAAGCAAAUAAUUAAAAUAGAUAAUGGUUUUACGGGAGAAAUGAGGAAAAAAAAAAUAGCGGGAAUAAAUUUUGUUUAUUUUGGUUUCAAAAUGAAAAGAAUUUCUGUUUCACUUCUGAUUAAAAAACUGCCUAUCCCCUCAAUGAGGAGGAGAAGGGGAGGGGGGGUGAUUUUGUACAAUUUCUGGAGCCUGGGCACGGAUAUCUAAAACGGCUCUAAAGAUUUUUCUAUAAAAUUAUAUAUAUUUUUGGGCAAAGAGUUAUUAUUUGAUUGGCCACAGAGAAAACUUGGUUUGAUCCGUGAUACUUUGUUAUAAUAUAGGCUAAUCUUCUUAAAACCAAAUUUGGUUCGGAAGGUCUAGACAAUCUAUAUAUUGAACACACAUACGUCAAAUGUCCGCAUGCCUUCAUUAAAGAGCAAAAUGAACAGACGCUCUGGCACAUCUUGCACACCGUCUUCUAAUUCUGUAUGCAUAGGCAUUUCACCAAACUAAAAACAUCUAUAUUAUAGAUCUUGAUCCAGUAUUCUAGUCUUAGACUACUGUCUUUUAAUGUUGUCAUGUUUAGAUCUAUAUUAUCAAACUAGGAUUUUAAGUAGUGUAAGUAAAUUUAUAAAUGCUCGUAACCAGGAAUUUUUAUUUUUAAAUCUUUCAUUCAUUAAUUAAGAACAAAGUAACCGCCUUUAUAAAAAGUCAUCAGCAUCAUAAAGAAGAAAUUGUCUUUAAAAAAUACAUUUUUAUGUUGCUUGUUUUGGCUAAAUUUUGUUAUUGUAAUCCUAUUUGGCACGAAGUAUUAAAAUAAUAACAAAGGACUAAUUUAA
Biomphalaria glabrata is the source of this 3158-nucleotide messenger RNA. RefSeq names its product cholinesterase-like. Bases 116 to 2236 code for a protein of 706 amino acids. Gene Ontology annotation, molecular function: hydrolase activity. The record is from RefSeq and is a predicted model, not a curated record. NCBI's taxonomy places the organism in Eukaryota, Metazoa, Mollusca, Gastropoda, Planorbidae. The transcript is spliced from 3 exons.